GCAACACAACUGCUCAACAUUACUAUUGUAGUCUAGGCAUGUGCUGGUAGGCUAGCAAUGCACUUAAGUAAUGACGUGCACUCAGGUAAUGUGCUCUCAGUAAAGUGUGAUUGCCCUCUUUAAAUCUUUGCAUGAUAGUUUCCCCCUUUUGACAUUUGAAAGUUGAAUAUGACUAAAGAGCAUGCUCUGUUUGGGUUUGGUCUGCCUCCUCAUCAAGACUUGUCUUUCUCUGUAUUUUUUCUUCCCAUGCUUCUUCAGGCUAGUAACAUGAUCCUGCUGAUAUUCCUGCAGAAGAUGGACCUUCUGUUGACCAAGACGCCCUCGGAGGACAUCAAGAACAGCGUGCUUCCUAUGGUCUACAGAGCGCUGGAAGCUCCUUCUGUACAGAUCCAGGAGCUGUGCUUGAACAUCAUCCCGACGUUUGCCAACCUGAUUGACUACCCGUCCAUCAAGAACUCCCUCAUCCCGCGAGUCAAAUCCGCCUGCCUACAGACCCCUUCCCUUGCUAUAAAAAGACGCAUGUAACGAGCGGAAAUUGACGGGUGCUGCUGACGUUCGAAGACGCACGAGAAAUGAGGUUAUGGGGUCAGAAAAGGGUGCGUACUGUUGUAUGAGGAUAUGUUGCAACAGAACGUACUUCUUCAUUUGGUAAAAUAUUUUUUAUAUAACCGAAUUUCAUUGGAUCAUUUGCUAUGUGUUAUUGUACCUAAAUACAGAAAGAGCCGUCCCGGUGAUCUUAUUGGACAUUUCUUUUACUUUUCGAUUAUAUCUUAUUACUAUCUCCGACAAGCCGUCGCUCCCCAUACAGCAGAAAAACAGCGAGGUAAUGAUUUAAAUCCUCCAAAAAAAUAAACAUUUAGAGCCACAAAGAAGGACCAUAUCGUGUAUGAAUCAGACAAAAGCUAUAGAACUUUUUUAGCAGGUUCUAAUAUUGUAUAUGUGCUGUACGGUCAUAAAAGAGUAAAAAUAUAUACUGGGGCUAAACAUGCUCUAAAAGGUAUAAAGUCCUUUGAAAAGUAAAAUGUUGUAAUCAAUAUAACAUAUAACGCAUCUAUGUUAUAUAACUCUAAAAACAAAAACAUGUGUUUGGGUCAUCCCCUUAUUUGCUCUGCUCGAAAAAUAUGUAUUUGUUUC
Anarrhichthys ocellatus (wolf-eel) is the source of this 1134-nucleotide messenger RNA. RefSeq names its product SCY1-like protein 2. Bases 169 to 525 code for a protein of 118 amino acids. Lineage: Eukaryota; Metazoa; Chordata; Actinopteri; Perciformes; Anarhichadidae. The record is from RefSeq and is a predicted model, not a curated record. The transcript has 4 exons.